Messenger RNA from Bombina bombina (fire-bellied toad), 1599 nucleotides. RefSeq names its product replication protein A2 (gene RPA2). The transcript has 9 exons. Bases 141 to 980 code for a protein of 279 amino acids. Gene Ontology annotation, cellular component: chromosome, telomeric region; DNA replication factor A complex; site of double-strand break. Gene Ontology annotation, biological process: double-strand break repair via homologous recombination; DNA replication; nucleotide-excision repair. NCBI's taxonomy places the organism in Eukaryota, Metazoa, Chordata, Amphibia, Anura, Bombinatoridae. Gene Ontology annotation, molecular function: DNA binding. The record is from RefSeq and is a predicted model, not a curated record.
AGUUGGCGCGGUUACGACAGCACGUUCUGAUUGGAUGUACAGGUUAGCGCGCUGAGGGUUGUUAACACCGAUUUGGCAGAAGAUUUCGCGGGCUGAGUACUGUAGACUUUGGUGUUGGAGAAAGGUGAAAACCCAACAACAUGUGGAACAAUCACGGUGGAUUUGAUGGUGGUUAUGGUGGUUCAGGGGCAGGUGGUGGUGGUGGCUAUAUGCAGUCACCUGGAGGCUUUGGAUCCCCUGCACCCACACAAGGAGAGAAGAAAUCGAGAUCCAGAGCACAGCAGAUAGUACCUUGUACCGUGUCCCAGCUGCUUUCUGCCUCCCAGAGUGAUGAGGUGUUCAGGAUAGGGGAAGUAGAACUUUCACAGGUCACAGUGGUUGGGAUAGUAAGACAUGCAGAAAAGGCUCCAACAAAUAUUUUGUAUAAGGUGGAUGACAUGACUGCAGCACCCAUGGAUGUCAGGCAGUGGGUGGACACUGAUGAGGCAAGCUGUGAAAAUAUGGUAGUUCCUCCUGGCAGUUAUGUUAAAGUGGCUGGUCACCUUCGCUCCUUUCAAAAUAAGAAAAGUGUUGUAGCAUUUAAGAUAACACCAAUUGAAGAUAUGAAUGAAUUUGUAUCGCACAUGCUGGAGGUUGUCCAGUCUCACAUGAUUCUCAACAGCCAGGGAGCACAAACGGGAGGAGUAUCUUCUCAUGCUCUCAGUACUCCAGGACACAUGGGAAUGACAGAUACAUCAGGAGGAUCUUUUAAUGGAGGGAAUAGCAUGCAAACAAAUGGACUGACUGCCCAUCAGAGUCAGAUCUUGAAUCUGAUCAAAAGUUGUAGAGGAACAGAAGGAAUGGCAUUUGAUGAGCUGAGAAAGAGACUUAAUGGAAUGAAUGUAAAUACAAUCAAGCAAGCUGUAGAAUUUCUCAGCAAUGAAGGUCACAUUUAUUCUACAGUGGAUGAUGAACAUUACAAGUCAACAGACGGAGACUAAAUUAAAAGUGGCUCCAUCUUGAUGUUUAAUGCAACAGAAAUGGUGACAAUGAUGCUGACUGGGGACCCAUCUUCAAAUAUAUGGUCCCCGCAAGUUGUUACUUCUCACAUUCAAAUCAUGCAGUACUGGCAUGUUUGACAGUUUGUUCAUGUCAAUAUCAGUCUUUCUACAAUUAAACUGUGAUGCACUUAGUUUCUGUUUUUAGAUUUCAAAAGGUUUAAUAUUAAAAUAAAAUAUGUAUUUUUGUUCCUCCACACACAAAUAUUUUGGAUAAUUUGCUUGCCUAACUAUUCAAGAGUAAAUGUAGGCUGCACUUUCACAGUGGAAAACCUUUAUUGCAAAACAAGGAUGACCAAAUUGGGUUGGAUAAAAUACCAGAUGCUGACUAGAUUGGGCACUCUGAUGUAAAUGUAUGCGUAGGAGACUUGGAUUAAAAACUUUAAAACUUACAAUCUUAAUACUUAAGAAACCUGUAUAUAAAAAUUUGUCUACAUUGUAAGUUGAGUAAUGGAUAUUUUCUUAAAACAAAAAAGACUGCUUGUAGAGUGUGCUGUUUUUCUCUUGUUUUUUUUUUUUUUUCUUUCAAAAUAAAAUGUAAAUAAGUAUUGGUUUAAAAAAA